GGACUUAAGGCACCCCCCAUCCUUGGUCCACACGCCAUCACGCUCGCUUCAUACGACCCUUGCGACCGGCCGAAGCAAGACAAUGUCCUACAGAGCUUGAUUGUCGCGCAGUUGGCACAAGGUUUGGAUGGGACGCUGGCGAUAAAAUGCCCGGCACUUGUGAGGUUUGCGUCUCGGAGCCUUCGAAGUACCGAUGCCCAACAUGUGGGCUCAUGAGUUGCUCCCUGGCAUGCACUCAGUCCCAUAAAAUCUACUGCGCACCUAAAGCACCAUCACCAAAACCGACCGGUCCAACCGUCGACCCUCAACAGCCUGCCAGCCAAUCGAACGAGCAUGCAACCAGCGAGGUAGCACUUAAGGCCCAAGACGGCCUCGAUAUCAAAUCCCUAGGGAGCUCGGCCGAACUCAAAGAUUUACUCGAUCGGUUCCCUUCGCUUCGUGAGGAGCUGUACGAUAUCUACAAGGCUACCCUGGAGGGAGCAUGGGUGGAGACCCAGCGCUUUGGAGGUCGGGGUCGACAUCAUGGGAGAGGCAAAGGACCGCACCGUCAUAAUGGACCGUGGACCCGUGAGAAGGGCUUCAACCGAGGAGUGGGAAGGGUGAGGAGGCUACGGGAAAGAUGCGAGGAGGGUCUGGAGACUGGGAAGAAAGCGGAGGGGUUCGUGCGCUUCACGUCCCUGGUCACUGGUAAUGAGCUUCCACACGAGGGCAUGUAAGGGACCCCAUAAUAGUUGCGACUUCGCAGGACCCAACGCUGCCGGCAUUCAUGUCUGGGUACUUCCCGGCUGCGCACUCCACUAAAAAGUCUGCCGAGGAUGUGUGUAUUUGCAUGCUAGUCCAGUCAGGAGUUCAUGGGGAUGAGAAAGGUGGACAAGGCCUAGUCAAGACGGAUGUUCAAGUACAUCCCGAGGAUGCAUAUGAAAAUAUAAAGUAGUCCGUUAACUCGCUCAACCACAACUAUCACCGACCGCGGUUGAUCCAUCAUUGGGAAGCCAUCAUAUUACUAGAACAAAUGAGAUUUCC
This is a messenger RNA of Aspergillus piperis CBS 112811, 1023 nucleotides long. Its product is annotated as zinc finger HIT domain-containing protein. The record is from RefSeq and is a predicted model, not a curated record. The transcript has 2 exons. Gene Ontology annotation, biological process: snoRNA localization; maturation of LSU-rRNA from tricistronic rRNA transcript (SSU-rRNA, 5.8S rRNA, LSU-rRNA); box C/D snoRNP assembly. The coding region runs from base 147 to 716 and encodes 189 amino acids. Lineage: Eukaryota; Fungi; Ascomycota; Eurotiomycetes; Eurotiales; Aspergillaceae. Gene Ontology annotation, cellular component: pre-snoRNP complex; nucleus.